Molecule: messenger RNA, 1153 nt
Organism: Ficedula albicollis (Collared flycatcher)
Lineage: Eukaryota; Metazoa; Chordata; Aves; Passeriformes; Muscicapidae
Product: acidic mammalian chitinase
Exons: 10
Biological process (GO): chitin catabolic process; carbohydrate metabolic process
Cellular component (GO): extracellular region
Molecular function (GO): chitinase activity; chitin binding
Source: RefSeq, a predicted model, not a curated record
GGGUGGCAGCAGAGGGGAGCAGGGUAUAAAAGGGGGAGAGAGCCCGAGCCCAUCAGUCUGGUCCAAGAUGGCCAAGCUCACUCUGCUCACCGGCCUGGCCCUGCUGCUGAACGCCCACCUCGGCACUGCCUAUGUGCUGACCUGCUACUUCACCAACUGGGCCCAGUACCGACCUGGCCUGGGUAAGUUCACCCCCGAAAAUGUCGACCCCUGCCUGUGCAACCACCUGAUCUACGCCUUCGCUGGCAUGAACAACAACGAGCUCACCACCUACGAGUGGAACGACGAGACCCUGUACAAGUCCUUCAAUGGCCUCAAGAACCAGAACAAAGAUCUGAAGACGCUGCUGGCCAUUGGGGGAUGGAAUUUCGGCACAGCCAAGUUCACCACCAUGGUCUCCUCUCCUGAGAACCGCCAGACCUUCAUCAAGUCCGCCAUCAAAUUCCUGCGCCAGUACCAGUUUGAUGGGCUGGACCUGGACUGGGAAUACCCCGGCUCCAGGGGCAGCCCCGCCCAGGACAAGGCUCUGUUCACCGUCCUGGUUAAGGAGCUGCUGGCAGCCUUCGAGCAGGAAGCCAAACAGACCAACCAGCCCCGGCUCAUGGUCACUGCUGCUGUUGCUGCUGGACUUUCCACCAUCCAGGCUGGCUACGAGAUCGCCGAGAUUGGCAAGUACCUGGAUUACAUCCACGUCAUGACCUACGACUUCCACGGCUCCUGGGAGAGGAACACGGGCGAGAACAGCCCCCUGUACGCCGGCCCUGCUGACACUGGUGACUACAAAUACUUCAACGUUGAAUACGCCAUGAAUUAUUGGAAGAGCAACGGUGCCCCAGCUGAGAAACUCCUGGUGGGAUUCCCAACCUAUGGGAAGAGCUUCACCCUGCAGAACCCAUCCAACACGGCCGUGGGAGCCCCAGCGUCCGGCCCCGGCCCCGCCGGGCCCUACACCAGGGAGGCUGGAACUCUGGCUUACUACGAGAUCUGCACUCUGCUGAGCUCUGGAGCCACCCAGGCUUGGGAUGAACCCCAGGAUGUUCCCUACGCCUACAAGGACAGCGAGUGGGUCGGCUACGACAACGUCAAGAGCUUUGGCAUCAAGGUGGAUUGGCUGAAGAAGAACAACUUUGGAGGAGCCAUGGUCUGGACCAUU